AUGUUUGCAGAGUGCUCACGCUCUGAGUAUCUGCAUGCAUCCUAUCGCAUCUUAUGCGUCAACUUGGAAGCCACCGCGUCCUCCCUUCUCCUGGACUCUGCUCGGCCCCUGCGCGCGGCUCUGGGCCGCCUGCGCCCCCAGCAAGCCGGCGGCCUGGCGGAGGCCGCGUCGGCAGCAUCGGUGGGGAUCAGCGUCGGCACGAUGCUUGUUCCGCACGUCUUGGGUGCCUCGAUCUCAGCCGCUGGCUGCUUCUACAUCACGCAGCAGGUCAGCCGUGUUUCACAAGAACUUGGCGCAGAGUCUGCUCACACCAGAGGGCGCGUGGACUCUCUGAGUGUGGCUGUUCGGGCACUUUCUGAGGAGGUGCGUGAUGCCAGCCGGGCAAUGACAGCUGGUUUCGCCGACUUGUCCGCGUUCCUGCAGAGGCAGAACGUGGACAACAUCCUCCGUCGGGCGCGGGCUGGCCACAAGCAGCUGACGGACGACUUGGAGGUGUUUUUCGCGCGCCCUUCUGCAGAUCAUGUGCUGAUGCUCCGGGAAGGUGCCCGCGGGCUCCGCGGAGCCUUGGCCGAGGUGCUGGAGCUCAACUCGGAGUUAGAGGAGGCCGGCGCAGAAGCUGCAGACCUUGCAAGGCUGCUGGAGGUUCUCCUUUCAGGGAGCAGAUUAGCGUUGUUGGCUGACGCACUGGUCGAUGAGGAGUCCGCAGCCUUGCGCGCCGGCCAGGCCUUCGCCCGGAUAGCGCCGGCCGUCGGCCGCUUCUACUGGAAGCACGUGGGCGAUGGUGACGACAAGCCGUGGCGAGAGACGAUCGAUGCCCUCCGUUCUCGUUUUCUGGCCAUUGUCUUUGCUGUAGCCUCGGGCCCGGCACACGUGGCGGAGAACCCAUUCGGCCGGCUGGCGUUCAGCGCCCCACACGAUCGGCUCUAUGCCGGGCUCUUUGUGGAACCAAGGAGCCUGGAACUCCGCAUCUCCUUGGCGCUGCAGCUUGUAGCACCAGGAUCUUCAGCCAGCCAGGUUGCUGUUCCCUCGCAUCCGUGGAUGGCCAUCGAUGAUAAUGUCGGUAGCCAUGACGGCGACGUGGCCUCGGAUGACCUCUUCUUGCAGGGCCUGGCGCGGCUGGUCCCAGUUCCAGGCAGUGAGGUGGAUCCCAGCUCCACCGCGCAGCUCUGGAACCGCCUGGUGCUGGACGGGGCAGACUUAGCUUCUGCACUGAAGUCCUUCAGUGGACAAGAGAAUCGCUUGCCGGAGUCCGCGUGGCGUGGCCUCUCAGAUGCUGCAAGGGCACAUCGGUUGGUGCCCUUGGCCCUUGCCCUUCACGGCUCCUUUGUGCUGCCGGGUGCUUUGGCCGAGGAACUGCAGGCCUGGCUUGCCGGAGUCGCCACUGUCCAAGAUCUCGAGCUUGCACAAGGCUCUGUGUCGUCCUCGGUGGCGCUGCAGCAGAUGGCGCAUGCCUUGGUUCAUGACACACGCAGCAUGGAGGAGUUGCUGCAGAAAUCCCGAGACGUCUUCGACGCCUUGACUUCCAUGCUGCAGAUUGCACUGGCUCACCUAAGCCCUGCGGAGCAGGAGUCCGUAAGGGAGUUGCGCAGCGCUCUGGACAAAGACUUGGAUGCCCUGAACGUGCAGACUCGGUAUGUGGUCCUGGGAGGCCUAGUGUCGGCUGGCAAAACCAGCCUGGUCAAUGCGCUGUUGCUCGUAGCAGUCGCAGGCGCGCGCGAGGAGCUGAAGGAGGAUCGCGGAGGGCAGUUGAACUUGAUGCCCACGUCCUUCAAUGAGAACACCCGCAUCGUCACAGAGCUUGAGCUCAGCCCUUCCUGCACGGCCAUCGAGAUUCGGCUCCUAGAGAGCCUGCCGCAGACGGCAGAGCACCCGCCCUCCCUGGAGGUCGACAACGAGAUGCGUCUGCACACCCCGCAAAAUUUCAGGCUUUGCGAGGGCUACCCUGUCAUCCUUUCCGGACCGCGACCUCUCCGGCGUUUGCAAAAGCAUCUUCGAGAGCUCUGCGCAGCGGAGGCGCCGGCAGGUCAUCGGCGCCUUCAUGUGGUGUUACCCAGCCGGAACUUGGAUCGUGCGCUUUCGAUCAUCGAUACCCCCGGCUUGGACAGCCCAUCCGUGUGGCAGCAGGUUUCCGACUUGGUGCAGUCGAAGGCCUUCCUCUUCUUGUGGGUGGCCUCCUGGGAUUCGACCUCUGCAUUCGGUCUUCAAGGCCACCACCUCAUGGAACUGUACAGGCGCAGUGGGCAGCCGCUCCCUCCAGUGCUGGUCUUGACGAAGUGGGAUCGCUUGAAGUCCCUGCCAGAGUUCUUCGACGACCCUGUUGCCUUGGCGAGUCAGGUCCGACAGCGACUGACACAGCUCCGUCGCGGUACAGCGCCGCGCGCUGCACGCCACGUGCAGUGCUCUGCAGCUGACAUUGAGGUCAUCAUCUCGGCUUUGACACCCUGCUGGGAGGCUUCCGAGACAGGUGCCCAGCAGCACUGGAGGCUGGGCUGCCCCAUUGUGAUUGGGAGUCAGACACUACCACAGCACAGCGAGCUCCAGAUGGAUGACGGCCCGGAGGAGGGUCCUGCGAACGCUGCUGAGUAUUUGCGCUCGCUGCCACUCCCGGCAACCUUGCGCUUCACAACUGCUGAGGGUGAUGCGCCCCUGCUCCUUGCUGCCACGAACGCCUCAUCUGCCCUGCAGGCUGCUCGCAGCGCCAGAAUGAAGGAAGCUGAGGAGGAUGUCACGAAGCUCUGGCAUGCCCUGUUGCCUCUGCUCAGCGGCAUGUCGGAGCCGUUGCGCAUCAACCGACGGCUGCACAAGAUCGUGGUCGCCACGCAGCAUGCCAUCAACAUCCUGCUCAAAGAUGACGAGAAGGCCACAGUAUUCCCACGUAGCGGCGGGGAGCUGCUUGCCGCGCGCGACCGCGUGGUGCAGAGCUUCCGGCAGCGCCUCGAGGGAUACUUUUCGGGCCUUCCGGCAGGCCCUCAAGACUUGGCGACGUAUCUGCCACCAUCCGGCUUGGAGCGUGAAGAAUGCGCGACCUGUUUGAUCCAGGACUUCCUUGCGCAGGCGCACGAAGCGGCCAAGGCAGAGAAGAGUCAGUUCAGGUACGUAAAAGCUGUUGCGAGCCUGGUCCUCGAAAAAUGGCAAGGGAAGUUCCUCGAGAACAUGAUAAGACUGGAGCAGCAGUGCCUGGUGGAACUGCAGCGGCAGAUCAGUGAGCUGAUGCAGAUGCGCGGCGUGAUCAGGCACGAAGCCUGGGGCGCUUCCCUCCGCGGCAUGAUGGCUCCUUCCUUGGAGGCCCUUGGGGCUGGUGGUGCAGUCGGUUAUGCUGUGGGGCUCCUCCUCGAGGUCUCCGUGGGCGCCUCCCUGGGCCUGGGACUCUCCUUAGGGGUGGCGUUUGCAGUGGCAGCUUUGUUCGGCCAGGACUCCGACUUGGGCCGGAAUCUGGGGCUUUGGUCCUACGCAGAUGGCCAGCAGCGGGCGAUCCAGACUGUCUUGGACAAUUUGAACCGACCUGACUACCAAGCGCAAGCCAAGCAGAUAGUCCUGGAGGAGUUCGAGAGGCGCCUGGCGGCCUGUAUGGAGCAGCUCGCGGACCUCCGUGACGCAUCGCAGUCGAGUCGUGAAGAGGCACAAGCUGCGAUUUCAAUCCAGGCGCGUGUUGCGUCGGCACAGCAAUCGCUUACGAUCUGGUUUAACCGCUUUGUCUCUGACCAGCUGGGCCGUGACCCAUGGCUUGUGCCACCACCGGACGAUCUCAGAGCAGCCCUGGCACAGAGGACACCUGCAGCUUCUGAUGCCGACAGCAGCGACUCGCAGGAAGAAGCAGCCCCGGAAAAUGGCAUGUCUGGGGACAAUCACACAGUUAGCGCACGCAUGCAAUGGUUUGCGGAAGCUGUCCGUUUACGGGCGUUGGAGGCCGUGGAGCGUUGGUUCGUGAUACAGGCCUACUACUUGUGGUGGCCAAUGCGUGCGUCGCAGUACGAUGCUGAGAUGGCCGGGCUUAGGCAGGUUCAGUUUCUCUACAGGCUGGUGUACCGUGGAAACGGUCCCGUUCAAGGAAGCAUCUGCCGUGCUGUUGCGGUACUCUCCGAGGGCCCAUGCACAGCUACGCAGCAGGCCUUUCUUGCGGCCCGGGUGCAGGACGGCGAGAAAGAGGUUGGUGCGGUGGAGAUCUCAGAGCACAUUUACGGAUUGAUGGCACAGGCACUCCGCGACCUGCCCCAGGACCAUGGCUACGAAGUUUUUGGCAUUGGGCCGUUUGAUUGUAAAGAAUUGUUUUCGAAGGGCAAAUGUGACGAGUGCGCCAGCAAUGCAACAGACUUCGGGGAUUACAAGGGGCAUACUGAAGGUGUGGAAUGGCUCAUCUCCUUUCGAAAUCGGCUUUGGGGCCGGACGUGGCCGCCCUCCAUGCUCUCGCCGAAGGUCCGAGCGCUUAGCGAGUGCUUAGCGAGUGCUUGCCAAGGCUUUGUGGAGCCACUCAGAACUGGGGACCAGUCCGACGAUGGCGGGGAAGUCAGAAGCAUCGAGGUUGAGAUGCCCUCGUUGGGUAGGGAGCUUGAGGAGAAGCUGGAGACGCUGCGCCGGCAGUUUGAGUUGGAUCUUGGACAGGUCCGCGAGCGACUGCAGGCCUUGGAAGCUCGUAAGCACCCAGACCUCGGCAACAGCAACGUCGGCGCCGAGGGGGCGACGAUGGACAAUUGCAAGGUUGAUGUGAACGAGUUGGCACCACAGAAAGAGGCCAACUCUGGAGAAGCAGACUUAGAGUCUACCGACGUGUAUUUCGAGGAAAGCGCAUGGAGCAUCCCGGUCUUGGCUGGCAUCGUUGACAUCGAUGUGGGUGGCUUUGACCGUGUCUUUGGUGGCAUUCUGGUCUUGCUCAACUUUGGGAUGCAAGCUGCAUUUUCCUGGGUGCUCCUUACGGAUGCGUUCAUUGGUGAGCCAUUCGAGACACGUGUGGAGAGCGCGAAAAUCUGGCGGACCAGUGUCGCGCACGACUACAAGUACAUGGACCUGGCAGACACAAGCUUGGUGUCCCGAGUUUGCAAAGGUGACGGGGCACUGAUCCUGUCCACUACACAGGCAACCCUGAUCCAUCAGAUCAACAGCUUCCUCGGCCUAGACAAGGGGCAGUUCGACCACUCAUUGUUCCAGCCCGGCGUCCUUCUCAGCAUGAUCUGCAUAAUUUUGUGGACGCUCUGCGUGUACAAGGAGUUCCGUCGGAUUUGGCUGCAGUUAGAGGCUGUUUGGGGUCUUCCCAAGCAGCAGAGAACCGUUUUCCGAGACAAUGCUUUCGUCAGCAUGUCAUGGGGGCGAUUCUGUUUACUCCUGGCCACCUUCCUUUCACGUAGCUUGAUUGCUACUGUUUUGCUGUUUGCUGGGAUACUCUGGCUUGCCCGCACCACUUCGAUUGAAGAGUUGAUGUUGAACGCCGUGGCUCUCAAUGCCAUCCUGGAUGUGGAUGAGUUCUUAUUUGCUGGCAUGACACCCAUCAAGAUCCAGCACGCUUUGCAGAAUUUGAAGCCUAUACAGGUGAAGUACAGCCGCCGUCGCAGUCAGUCUGAAUCCGUAGUACAUCUUGCAUCCUUGUUUGUGCUUGUGUUCCUGUCAUACUAUCUCUUGUUGUCGCCCUUGAGCGAGACCAUGCUAGCGGUAAAGAACGAGCUCUGCGGAGGAGACCAAGCCUUUGUAGUUUCUUAUAACACCGACACCCAGCAGACCUUCGCACUCAACACGGCAGAGACCCGUGACUAUCACAUUCUCUCUGCCAGUGAGAUCGCGGUGCAGAAUCAUAAAGCUGUGUCGCCUGAAACCACCCCCGGUUCUGCACCCGUGUAUCUCACAUUUUCUGCCAACAAAGACUUAUUUCAGGCGGACAGAACCAAAAGCAUGGCCCAAGAAGCCGCUAUGACACCCUUCUGCGUGGAGACCGUCACACAACCUGGCAAUCCACUCUACAACGAUCCCAGCAUGCAACUCAUGGCUGAGCAGCGAAUUGGCAUGGCUGCUCUGAGUGUUGGGCGUGCAGAUGCACGCAACUGCUCAGAGCUGGCUGACCUGUGUGACAGCUUCGACGGGCGUCUCCUGCGGCUCAUAUGCGGUGACACCUGUGGAUGUUUGAGCCCGUAUAGCUCUGCCUGGUACAAGGUCGAAGCUCAAGGCUGCGCUACUGCUUGCCUAAGAGUUGCGCAGAUGAGACUGCAAAAUGGCACUUGUCAGGACAUGCCACCGGAUGAGGACUGGCGAUCAUUCUGGACUCUAUAUCCUUCGGUACUUUCUUCAUUCUAUGGACGCGACGUGACACAAACGACGUUUUAUUUGAAUAUGAACCGAACGAUCCAUUCGAUGCUAGCUGGUGGCUGCCCAGCUCUUGCACAAGAUCCAGUUGAGUUUCUGACCGGUGCCUCUUGGUGCCAAGGCAUGCCAUCUUUGUUUCGGCCACUUGCUGUGGUGUGCCCUGUGACAUGUGGCUGCAACACAGCCGAUGCAGAGCUUCCUAGCUAUUGCCCACCGAGUUGCAUGAGGCCGCCUGGCAGCAACUCUUCCGCGUAA
Messenger RNA from Symbiodinium natans, 6540 nucleotides. Lineage: Eukaryota; Dinophyceae; Suessiales; Symbiodiniaceae. The record is from the annotation of a GenBank genome assembly.